Molecule: messenger RNA, 1038 nt
Organism: Botrytis deweyae
Lineage: Eukaryota; Fungi; Ascomycota; Leotiomycetes; Helotiales; Sclerotiniaceae
Exons: 2
Coding region: 1-1038 (345 amino acids)
Source: RefSeq, a predicted model, not a curated record
AUGAAUACUCCUAGUAAUGUAACCUCUGGCUACUAUUGCGAAAUAGACAGAUUCAGAUGCUUGAAAUGUGGACACGAUGAUUACCACCACAGAUACCGGUGUGGAAGACAUUUGGUCGGGGAUGCUUAUUGUAGAGAAGCGAUACCCAUGAUCACACCUGAUAGGAAUAUGUAUUGUAGGGAUUGCACAAGAGACAGCGAUGAUCUGGAUAUAGGUAACCAAGAUCGUAUGUCACUGGAAAAACUACCAGCAAGUCGAUAUGUACCCGUCAGCAGUAACAUCACACAAGGAGGAACGGCGGCACUUCAGCCUACGUCUACCAAUGUUUUGCAAUCACCAGGUCCUGCCAAUCGAAACAUGUUGUCAGCAGGGUGGAGCGAGCCUGGAGGUUUUCCACUUUCGACGUUAAACUCACAAUCCUCAGCUCAUGUAUCUCCAGACCAAGAUCACGCGAUAGCAUCACUAGCGUUUCAAAAUCCCCCCUCAGCACAGCCAUCGUCGGAGAAUAGCAACACAAUCACAGCACCACCACCAACACUAGCACCAACACUAGCAACAGCACCAACGCUAGCACCAACGCUAGCAAGAGAACCAACACCGCCAUCAACACCACCACCGGAACUAACACCACCAUUAACACCAGCACCCGAGCCAUCACCAGGACCAUCACCAGGACCAGCAUCCGCACCAACACUAGCACCAGGACCAGUAUCAGCACCAGCAUCAACACUAGCUCCAGGACCAGUAUCAGCACCAGUAUCAACACCAGGACCAGCAUCCGCACCAACACUAGCACCAGGACCAGGACCAUCACCGAACCCAGGACCAACACUAGCAUCAGUAUCAACACCAGGACCAGUAUCAGCACCGAACGCAGGACCAUCACCAAACCCAGGACCAUCAUCGAACCCAGGCCCAUCAUCAAACCCAGGAUCAUCAUCAAACUCCGAACCAUCCCCAUCCCCAGCACCCCAACCAGCACCCCAACAACCCGGAAUCUGGGAGCGACUCCGUCGCUGGUGCUGUUGCUAUUCCUAG